AGAAAGCUGAUACGUGCCAUAAUCUGGAUACACUCUGAGUCCUCCCCCCACAAUGCUGUAUGUGCACCAUGGUUAUUAGGCAAUCCACCUAUCAGGAGAAGGGACAUUCUUCCGUAAGGCUGAUCCCUGUGACCUAAUGCAUCCUUUGUAAAAAGCGGACUCAGCUAGGAUGUUACACCACCAUUGUCGAAGGAACCCUGAGCUCCAGGAAGAGUUACAGAUUCAGGCUGCAGUGGCUGCCGGCGAUGUGCACACAGUGCGAAAGAUGUUAGAACAAGGCUACUCUCCAAAUGGCCGGGAUGCUAAUGGCUGGACCCUGCUCCAUUUCUCUGCAGCAAGAGGAAAGGAAAGAUGUGUCCGUGUAUUUCUAGAACACGGAGCGGAUCCCACGGUGAAGGACUUAAUCGGAGGCUUCACUGCCCUUCACUAUGCAGCCAUGCACGGCCGAGCCCGGAUUGCACGCUUGAUGUUAGAGUCUGAAUACAGGAGCGACAUCAUUAAUGCAAAAAGCAACGACGGCUGGACACCCCUCCAUGUGGCUGCUCACUACGGGAGGGACUCGUUUGUCCGACUCCUCCUGGAGUUCAAGGCCGAGGUCGACCCGCUCAGCGACAAAGGUACCACGCCGCUUCAGCUCGCCAUCAUCCGGGAGAGGUCAAGUUGCGUGAAAAUCCUCCUGGAUCAUAAUGCCAACAUCGACAUCCAGAACGGCUUCCUGUUACGAUACGCCGUGAUCAAAAGCAAUCACUCUUACUGCCGCAUGUUCCUUCAGAGGGGAGCAGACACAAACUUGGGGCGCCUAGAAGACGGACAGACUCCCUUACAUUUGUCUGCCCUUAGGGAUGAUGUGCUGUGUGCACGGAUGUUAUAUAAUUACGGAGCAGACACGAACACACGGAACUAUGAGGGACAGACCCCAUUGGCUGUUUCACUAAGUAUUUCCGGAAGUAGUCGACCGUGUUUGGAUUUCUUACAAGAAGUCACAAGACAGCCCAGAAACUUGCAGGACCUGUGCCGAAUUAAAAUUCGACAGUGUAUAGGCCUUCAAAACUUAAAGCUACUUGACGAACUACCGAUUGCCAAGGUCAUAAAAGACUACUUAAAACACAAAUUUGAUGAUAUCUAAUGUACACAGAACUGUGAGCAAGAUGAGGAGCUCUGUUCCAGAUUCUUCGAAGGCUCUGGGCCUUGCACAAAAGUAUAUCCUAUGCAAUUUCUGAUUUGCUGUGAAGUCAGAAAGCAGGUAUACACUUUAGGUUUAUUUUUGUUUGUUUGUUUGGUUUUCAUUGUAGGGGAGGGUUUUUUAUAUAUAUAAACACACACACACACACACACACACACACACACACACACACACACACACACACACCACAUGCUCGAAGGUCUUAAUUUGGUUUCUUGGUCCAGGUUUAAGAGGUCCAAGCUUUCUAUACAAUAUUGCAUUUACAAAAAAAUGGGUUUUUUCUAAAUGAUGCAAGCAGGUUUGGAAUGGAGAAUUUAGCCUUUUUAAAAUGGUUUCUUGGGCGUGCAGGAUAAUAUAAAUCCAGCAGAGCACGUGUCAAAGUUUAGAGGCAUAGCUUCACCCAGGGGGGUCCUGGGUUCUAUUGGAAUGUUCCCUAAGGAAUUUUUAAAGUGAUGCUGUCACCUCAUUCAUUUUUAAUGACUACAAAUUGGCUCUUUCAAACUGUUCUUUUCCUAAUUACUGUAGCUUUCGGGUGACAUAAAUCCGGUACCUCUUGCUCUCCUGUUGGUGUGCUCUUGUUUUUAACUUAUUUUUUUUUAACAACCAUAGUACACUACCCAGAGACACUGGGUGUCAACGUCUGUCUCGUUGAAUUGUGCUUUAAAAAAAAAAUGAAUGAGAAAGAAAAUAACUUUAUGAAGCCAGUGUAUUCUGUUUUUAUAACAGUGCCUCCAGUGCAAUAGUCCUGUCUUGGUGGAUUUCAUCCAUUAUCUCACUUGAUGGUCCUCAUUCCACAGCCAGCUUUGACCGUCAGAACUGCCACUUUAAUUUUAACUGCAGAACCCUAGGGUGUCAGUUGCAAUUUCCAUUUUAGCUUUGUCCUUUCCUUCACUUGAUGCAGAAAAUCUCAUAUCCUGGUGGUAGCGUAUUCCCUAAAAACAGCCCCCAAAUAUUGUCAAACCAGUUGGCUUUAAAUGAUUAAACAAUUUGGAGUGGUUU
This is a messenger RNA of Hipposideros armiger (great roundleaf bat), 2182 nucleotides long. It is a transcript of the gene ASB7, whose product is annotated as ankyrin repeat and SOCS box containing 7. The transcript has 4 exons. Gene Ontology annotation, molecular function: protein binding. Gene Ontology annotation, biological process: intracellular signal transduction. Lineage: Eukaryota; Metazoa; Chordata; Mammalia; Chiroptera; Hipposideridae. The coding region runs from base 170 to 1126 and encodes 318 amino acids. The record is from RefSeq and is a predicted model, not a curated record.